Gastrolobium bilobum is the source of this 814-nucleotide messenger RNA. Its product is annotated as large ribosomal subunit protein eL24-like. The transcript has 5 exons. Gene Ontology annotation, cellular component: cytosolic large ribosomal subunit. NCBI's taxonomy places the organism in Eukaryota, Viridiplantae, Streptophyta, Magnoliopsida, Fabales, Fabaceae. Gene Ontology annotation, molecular function: structural constituent of ribosome; mRNA binding. Gene Ontology annotation, biological process: cytoplasmic translation. The coding region runs from base 115 to 609 and encodes 164 amino acids. The record is from RefSeq and is a predicted model, not a curated record.
UUCUAAUAACGCUAUUUAUGGAGAUUAAGGUGUAGAUAGUUGUCUCAGCAAAGUUUGGGUUUUUAGGGUUUCUACCAAAAAGAAGAUCGGGGAACAACAGCAGCAGCAGUAACCAUGGUUCUCAAGACCGAACUUUGCCGUUUCAGUGGGGCAAAAAUAUACCCUGGGAAAGGUAUCAGAUUUGUUCGUGGUGAUUCUCAGGUCUUCCUGUUUUCCAACUCAAAAUGCAAACGUUACUUCCACAACCGAUUGAAGCCAUCGAAGCUCACAUGGACUGCCAUGUAUAGGAAGCAACACAAGAAGGACAUUGCCCAAGAAGCUGUGAAGAAGAGGCGUCGUGCUACCAAAAGGCCUUACUCUAGGUCCAUUGUAGGUGCUACUUUGGAAGUUAUUCAGAAAAGAAGAACUGAAAAGCCAGAGGUUCGAGAUGCUGCCAGGGAAGCUGCUCUUCGUGAAAUUAAAGAAAGGGUCAAGAAAACAAAGGAUGAGAAGAAGGCUAAGAAGGCAGAAGUUCAGGCUAAGGUACAAAAAUCACAAGGCAAAGGCAAUCUUCCCAAAGCUGCUGCACCCAAAGGUCCUAAGCUUGGUGGUGGCGGCGGGAAGCGCUGAAUCUCUAGUUUCUCCUUUUUGGGCUAGCACUUAAAUAGAGUUGUUUUGAAACUUUUCUAAUGAUAUUUUAUUUGCUUUAUUAAUAUUUUAUUUUACUGUUCUAUCGAAACUUGUGUUUGGAGCUUAGAGUAUCUAGUUAUUGAAUGGAUUUUGUCGGCAGAGUUAAUUUUAAGUUGGCACAAAUUCUCUUCUAUGAUUCUUGCUA